Messenger RNA from Darwinula stevensoni, 828 nucleotides. Lineage: Eukaryota; Metazoa; Arthropoda; Ostracoda; Podocopida; Darwinulidae. The record is from the annotation of a GenBank genome assembly.
AUGACUCGGGUCCUCUGGUUUGAGCGAGUGGAUUUUGCGGGCCGUGACUGCGCCGGGGAUCGGACGUUCCCCAUCGGGAGUUCAUUCCGCAUCGCCGAGACGGAAGCGAAUCGACGAAGCGACGCGACUCCCUCUCGCCGAGCCCCCCCUCGCGCCGAGCCCUCCCUCUCGCGCUCCUUCCCGUUUCUUCGCUCGCCCCGGGAAGACGCGAGCGCUGACGUUCAUUCCACGUCCGUCGCUUUUCACGCCCCAGGUGAGGAUCGUACCGCGGGUCGGAUCGUCGAGGAGGUCGGCAUGUCGUCAGCGAAGAAUUACAGCGACAAGAUCGCGAUGCACCUCCAGCGGCAAGCCGAGCAGACGGCCGUCGUCGACGCCCUCCUGAGGGAGGUCCGGGAGCUGACCGGCAGAAAACGUCGGAAGAUGGAGAACGGCAGCAGGGUCGAUUCCAAAUCGACUGGCGUCGGUCCCGAUGGAUCUCCCCUCGCCGUUUCUCCUGCUCGGAUGCUCCAAAAUCAGAGCGCUGCUGGAACGAGUCGGCCGCCGAAACUCAUGAAGAUCGAUCUCGACGCCCUCGGGUCGCAUCCGCCCGUCGACAGCGGCCUUCAGCCGGAGCGGAAGAAGAGCGAGACGGGAGGAGCAGGGAGCGCGAAGACGAUCAAGGCGGUAACGGAGGUCGAGUCGCUCCACGAUCAGGGGCCGACGAGCGAUCGACCCCGGGCCGACGACGCGGGACGCUGGGAUCCCGGCUUCUCCGAGUCUCACGACGCCGUGCGUUUUUAUCCCUUGGUGGGAGAUGGGUCCUGCUUGAUAUCGAGGCGCCGUUUCUAA